UUUUUAGUUAGUGCUUUGACUUUUCUGUACAGUGGAGGGUCAGAGAUUAGAUCUUAUGGCUUUGACUGGCACUGUUUAAUGAAAUGUUUAUUAUGUAAACAGGUAAGCUGGGAAAUUUUAAGCGUUAUCAUAAUUAUCUCUAAAAGUAUGAUUUUACUCUAAAAUGUACUCUUUGGUAAAGCUUUAAGACUUUUACUUUAAGAGCCAAUGUUUAUGAGUUACAGAAGUACAGUUUUAAACCAGCACAAGGGUAUAUAAGGGUAUAUUAGUAAAUAAUGAUAUGACUUUGAUAUUUAGGUGAGCUUAUCUUUAAAAACAGUAAUAAUGAAAGAUUUUGCAGCAGUCAUUUAUAGCAUUUUUCAUUAGAGUUGUUCAAUUGGUGAUUCCGGCAUUUUUCCCGCAAUGUAAAUGCAGUUUUCUGACACAUAACCUAUACAAUUCGAUGAAGCCAGGAGUAAAUGCGAAAGAUGUCUGUGGUUCACAAACCAGGGAGCUGUUUGUCACCUAAAACCACACUGGACCCCUUCUACAGUCAUCUCUGUAUUUAUGAGCUAUCACCUGUCUGAGAAAAUGCCAGUAAAAUUCAAACUAUACAACAUAUACUGUAUGUAUAAGUCUGUAAUUGAUCUAUCAUAUGAUAUUAUAUAGUAUAUGAUCCAAAUAUUAUGAAUUAUGAAGUCAAUCAAAAUAGAGAGAAUGAUGAACUAUUGUGAAUCUCAGCAAACCUCAUUUUAGUUUAUUAACCUGAUGGCAUAGAAAACAGAAAAACAGCUGAAGUAAUUGAUCCAUCAAUGAAAAUUUCCUAAACCACUUCUUCAUUCCAAAAACAGCAGUAUCAUGAACGAACAAGGUGAUGAUGACACAGGCUGAGAAAUAAGAUUGACGGUAAGUGUCAACCCCCAUGCACCACAGGAAGGACGUUAGGGAUUUCUUAAAAUGGGGUAUAAAAUAACGGCACCCCAGGGUGUCAUCUGUACAACUCCCCAGGGGCUCAACUCAAUAUCAAGAAAAGGGUUAACCCUCAAAGAAGAAGAAGAAUAAAGAAGAAUGAAUUUCUCUGGAGUCAUCCUUUCUGCUGUGCUCGUGCUUCUGCUUUCUUUGACUGCUCAGUGCAGGAAAAUCGACUGCAAGUCUGUAUGCUGCACAUUUGUGGAGGGCUUUCCUGCCAGACUGAAGGAGCUCCGUUCAUCAUAUAAAGAAAUACUGAAAUUUUAUGACUCUAAUGACGAUAACGACGCUUUGAUAGACGGCACUGUGCAACAUAACAUCAAUGGUCCUUACGGAUGUCACGUCGUGGACGAGAUCCUGCGCUUUUAUUUGGACACGGUCCUGCCGACAGCUGUGAAGAAGAACCGCGCGCACACCAAAACGCAUAUUGACUCCAUCGGAAAUAUUUUCCAGAGUCUCCAAAGGGACAUGGUGAAAUGCAGAAAGCAUUUUUCUUGCCAAAAGCCCUUUGAGAUCACCAGCUUUAAGAACUCGUAUGAAAAGAUGGCAGAUACAGGCGUCAACAAAGCCAUGGGAGAGCUUGAUUUGCUGUUUAUGUACAUUGAACAAUUUGUAGCAUCAAAGAGAGACAAGCACUAAUACACUCUUAUAUGAAAUGUUUUAAGCGGAUUCUUUUAAAAGAGUUAUAAUUUCUGGUUUCCAAAGGACCUUUUCUAGUUAAAGUUUCUACCUUUUUAUAGCCCAUACAUCCGUUUUCCACUACAAAGAAUCUUUUGUGCACCAGAAAUGGUCGUUUUUUUAUGUAAUAGGUUUUUUAAGAGUGUAUAUCUCAGUGUGGAUUGGAGGGUGGGCAUGAUGACUUCAGUCAAACUCUGAAAGCAAUUGGCAGGACAAUAUUUAAUUCUUCUUUAACUUAUUAUUUUCUGCAUCUUACUACAUGUUGAUGCACUUCAGUGUCUGCCUUUAUUGCCUUCAGGAGUUCUGGAAAAUGUCAUAUUACUUGUAUUUUAGUUUUGUGAAACUGUUACAUGUUAAGUCACAUUGACUUUGUAUUUUGCCGUAUGGAAUACUUGAAAACUAUUUAUGUGUUUAUAAACUUAAUUAUUUAUUUUAUUUUGUUUUAAACAUUUUAUAAAUGUAACCUUUUUGCCUAUGCUUAUAUGUAAUUGUUUACAAAAUAUAUAAUAAAUUAUUGCGAAUAAACGAACAAAGAU
Messenger RNA from Misgurnus anguillicaudatus (oriental weatherfish), 2162 nucleotides. Lineage: Eukaryota; Metazoa; Chordata; Actinopteri; Cypriniformes; Cobitidae. The record is from RefSeq and is a predicted model, not a curated record.